Malania oleifera is the source of this 1731-nucleotide messenger RNA. RefSeq lists its product as uncharacterized. Gene Ontology annotation, molecular function: RNA-DNA hybrid ribonuclease activity; nucleic acid binding. NCBI's taxonomy places the organism in Eukaryota, Viridiplantae, Streptophyta, Magnoliopsida, Santalales, Ximeniaceae. Bases 1 to 1731 code for a protein of 576 amino acids. Gene Ontology annotation, biological process: DNA integration. The record is from RefSeq and is a predicted model, not a curated record. The transcript has 2 exons.
AUGAGCUUUGGGAUAGAGAAAAUCAAGGUAAUUGAUGAAGAGGUGACGAAGCUAGUGCAAGCCAAGUUCGUCAGGGAGGUUAACUAUCCGGAGUGGUUAAGCAACGUGGUUCUAGUAGGGAAGUCAAAUGGAAAAUGGCACACCUACAUAGAUUUCACAGACCUAAAUAAGGCAUGUUCGAAGGACAACUUCCCUCUCCCUCGAAUUGAUCAGCUGGUGGAUUCGACCUCUAGGCAUGAAUUUCUCAGUUUUAUGGAUGCCUACUCGGGAUAUAAUCAAAUCCUAAUGCAUCGAGCUAAUGAAGAGAAAACAUCCUUUAUCACUGAGAGAGGACUAUAUUGCUACCGAGUAAUGCCCUUCGGAUUAAAAAAUGCAGGGGCCACAUAUCAGAGAUUGGUGAACAGGAUAUUUAAAGAUCAAUUUGGGAAAAUGAUGGAUGAAUACGUAGACGACAUGCUGGUGAAAAGCUUAAAAGUGGAGGAGCACUACAAAGAUUUGAGGGAGAUGUUUGAGCUAUUGCGCAGGUCAUCUAAUGCAGUCGAAGGAGGAGCGGGGAUUAUCCUCACGACACCAGAUGAUACGAGGACCCAAUAUGCAUUAAAGUUUGAGUUCUCAGCAACAAACAAUUACGCUGAGUAUGAAGCUUUGCUAGUAGGGCUGCGUCGGGCAGAGGCACUAGAGGUAACACAAAUCAAGGUAUCAAGUGAUUCCCAAUUAGUGGUGGAGCAGGUGAAAGGAGAAUUUGAGGCUAGGGAUCAAAAAAUGAAUAAGUAUCUAGCCAAGGUCCAAGAAUAUGCUAAAGUAUUCACUCAUUUCGAUAUAGAACACGUGCCAAGGGCUGAGAACACAAAGGCUGAUGCACUCACGAAAUUAGCCUCAACCACCGGCUCGGAAUGGAGGGAUGCUAUUUACCUAGAGCAAAUUGUAAAACCUUCAUACGAGGAGGGUAGUGUUAACUUGCUGGAUUCUGAAAUCAACGAGGGGGAUUGGAGGACGCCUCUAGUGCAAUACCUCUGCGACGGAUCCUUACUAGAGGACAAAAAGGAGUCUCUAAAGGUGAGGAGGAAGGCAGCAAGAUACGCACUCAUAAACAAAGAGUUAUACAGAAGAUCCUUAACACUGCCAUACCUGCGGUGCCUGAGUAAUGAAAAAGCAGAAUACAUACUAAGGGAGAUCCACGAAGGGGUAUGUGGAAAUCAUCUAGCCAGCAGGGCUUUAGCUCAAGAGGCUUUACAACAAGGAUUUUACUGGUCCACAAUGAGGAAGGACGCGGUUGAGUUCGUCAAACGGUGUGACAGGUCCCAGCGGUGCGCGGGAGUACCUCACGUGUCGUCUAAUCUUCUCUCUCCUCUGACCACUCCUUGUCCCUUCACCCAGUGGGGACUAGACAUUAUAGGGCCUCUACCUCCAGUGACCGGCCAAAGGAAAUUCAUGUUGGUGGCAAUUGAUUACUUCACUAUGUGGAUAGAGAUCGAAGCCCUAGCUCAUAUAACCGAGCGAAACAUCACACGAUUCAUUUGGACAUCGGUGGUUUGCCGGUUCGGAAUCCCAUGGGCCAUAGUCACUGACCACGGGAGACAGUUCGAUAAUGAGCACUUCAAAAAAUUAUGCUCCGACCUGUCUAUUAAACUCUUGUUCGCAUCAAUGGCACAUCCCCAAAGUAAUGGUCAUAUGGAAAAUAUAAACCGAACGAUAUUGUACAACUUAUGGAAACGGCUUGAGUCUAUGUAA